AUGUCGCCCGUUCCCUCGGGCGGCCAGCACUCCCUAGUGAACUCGGCCCGCCUCGCGGCUGCAAGCGACCCACACAUUCAUCCCGCGGUGCAGUCCACGCCUUCAGGCUUUUCCAUCAGCUUCACCUCGGGUGCAUCUCGGCCGCCGCCGCCGCCCCAGGGCCAGCUCGAUGUUCAGUUUGCAGCCAGUCCCGACCAGCCCUCUAUCCUCUCGGGCGAUGGCCAGUCUUCGUUCCUGAGGCCCAUCUCGCCGCUGACCGACGCCGUCGCAGCUCUACGCCAGAAUGAUCCCGCAGCCGCAGGCGAGAGAGCCAUUCCCUUGAAGAGAACUCGGAGCACCAAGGCCUGCGACAUGUGUCGCAAGAAGCGGACCAAAUGCUCUGGCGUGCAGCCCUGCGAGGGCUGCCUCUCCUUCGGAUUCGCUUGCACGUACAACACGCCGCAAAAGAAGCGAGGUCCGCCAAAGCGCGUGCUUGCAAAGAGCACGACGACCAUCAAUGACCGGCUCAAGACGGUCGAGUCCAUCCUCAACAACCUGAUCACCCCAGGUUCCUCCGAGCUCGUAGAGUACUCCAAGGGACACUCCGAGAGCGACGAGGAGUACUGGAACGACCAUGAGGACGAGGACGAGCACGAAGAUAGCGAAUCCAAGGCCCUAGUCACCAAGCGCCUGAAAAUCGGAACGGGUGCGCAGGACGAGGAGCCAAGUGAAUGGGACAACGUCGAUGGCCACAUCGGAGGCGGCUCCUCGUCUCCAUCCUCGUCCUCAUCCAAGGGCGUCACCCGAGUCCAUCGUCUGGAGAACGAGGCCGGAACCAUUGCCCUACUCGAGAAUGUCGAUGCUGGCAUCCUGACGUUUUUUGGACGGACCUCGACCGCCACUUCAAAGUUCUGGAAGCAAAGCCCACGCUUCAACGAGGGCGUCAUGACCAUCUCACUCUCGUUCCAAAGCCGCCCGCCCGAGGCCGAGGCCGAGACCUUCCCGUGCUCACCCGCUCUGGUUGACUUUCUUGUGAAGCAGUACUUUGACCACACACACACCUAUUUUCCGAUGGUGGACAAGCAGACCUUCAUGGAGGACUACAAAUCCGACCAGCAUCCUGACCACUUCUUGUGUCUACUCUACGCCAUCUGCCUGAUCAUGGCCCAGCAGUACAUCACAUUGAAGGAGUGGGGCAUCGACAGCAUCUCCGACUUGCGCAAGCAAUUCUUCAGCCGCGUCCACCAUCUCAUCGGAAAGUGCUUCGACAUGCAGCACAUCAACAUCCUGCACGCCGAGCUCAUCAUGUGUAUGGUUGGAUGGGGCCCCACCGUUAUUGUGAGCAGCUACUUAUAUGCAGGCAUGGCACACCGCAUGGCGGUUGAGCUGGGCAUGCACCGCAAUCUCGAUACAGUCAAGCAUCCACGCUUCGAUUCCAGGACGAGGGAGACCUUCCGGAUCACUUGGUGCUGUCUUUACGUCAUCGACCGUUAUUCCAGUCUCAUCACUGGACGGCCACUGGCCAUCAACGACGACGAAUGGGAUACGCCCCUCCCUGCAGAGGCCGAGGGCACCCCCGAGCUGAUCUUCCACGUUGGUCUGUGCAAAAUCCUGGGCAGAAUCACGAGCUAUCUUAACAAGCCUCUGUCCAAACGCAACAGCCGCAAGCGCGACGCAGAGAUCACGGCGGAUCUCCUUGCGCAGCUCAAGCGCUGGCAUGAGCGACUGCCGGCCCGGCUCAAGUCGGAGCCCGCUGGGCUCUGGUCCAUCCAGCACCAUCUGCACGCCGCCUAUCACACCACAAACAUCCUUGUUCGGCGCAUGACCGCCGGCCACUUUGACUCGUCCUGCGUGAAGAGCGGCCAGGCCAUUGUCGGGCUCUUCAGGGCCCUUCCCAUCAACCGGAUCUCGAACGUCAACAAGGACGGCCAGGCACAGACCUCCUACCGAUUUGUGCACCCGAUCAUCGUGUACUUCAACCUCACGACGGCGACGCUGUUCCUGGAUCUGCUGCUGGCCUCGAUCCCAACCAAGGGCAACAAGCUGGCGCCCAUCGCCUGCGACAAAGUACCCGGCGCCGAGGAACUCAAGACCACACUGGAUAACUUUGUCAAGCUGCGCGAGUACGCCAUGUUCUCGAUCUACUACCGCCAUCUCAUCAUUGAGUGCAUCCGGGAGCACGGCGUGCAUCUCGACGGCAUCACCGACAACCCCAACUCUCUGACCGCUCCAAAGAAGGACGACUCGGGCGAUGCGGAUCCCGUCGCGGGCGACGACUCGGAGCGCGGCAAGUCCAAGCCCCAGACCAAAUCCACCGACCGCCACAGCUCGCCCGAGGUGGUUGGGGCCAGUCGCAUCUACGAGUACUUUUCGGGCUCCGAGGCGAGUCCGGGCAUCCCCAGCCCUCACACCGAAAGUCUGCGCGCCAGGACCCCUGCCUCGGAAGGCGCGUCCUAUGGCGGUGUCCGGGGCCAACCUGCUCCAGCCGCCUCGCCGAUCAGCUCGCCGGGCCACUCGCAAACGCUGGCUCCACAGAUCCAGCCGACCUUGCAGCAGGCCAAGCCCCCGCUGCCGCCCAAACAGUCUCAGAAACAGCAUCGCCAGCAGCAACAGCAACAGCAACAACAGCAACAACUCCCUACAACGCAGCCCGUCCAGCCCUUUGGCCCGUCCAUCCCCCAGGGCUCAGCGUUUUUGCCUCAAGCCGCCGGGUUUCCUGCCGCACCGAUCCAGCUCAUGUCUGCGCCGGACAGCUACCCCGUCUCCAACGCGGCCACGACAAUGUCGGACUCGGCACAAAUCUACUAUCCUGUUUCUGCCCCUGAAACGGUGACUUUCUCGACCGGCAGCAACUCGGCCUUCCAGCCCAACCUUGUCUCGAACCCAUACAUGAUGUCUCAAAUGGACGAAGCAAUGCUCUCGGGGACCACGGCCGGCCCGUCCGCAGGGUUCCUCGCCUCUGUCGUGGGCAUGUCGCCGAACAUGAUGCACAUCGACGACAAAGGCGAUGGCGUGUCUGGUGCCCAGGGCAUGCCGUACUACACCGGCUCGGUGUUCUCGGAGCUCCUCAACCCGUUCAUACCGAGCGCCGCCCAGACCGAGUCCAUGUCGUCUCCAUCAUCCGCAUCCACCUCGUCGCUUCCGCAAACCUUCCAGUCGCUGUAG
Messenger RNA from Polychytrium aggregatum, 3144 nucleotides. RefSeq names its product fungal-specific transcription factor domain-containing protein. The transcript has 8 exons. Gene Ontology annotation, molecular function: DNA-binding transcription factor activity, RNA polymerase II-specific; DNA binding; zinc ion binding. The record is from RefSeq and is a predicted model, not a curated record. Gene Ontology annotation, biological process: regulation of DNA-templated transcription; DNA-templated transcription. Bases 1 to 3144 code for a protein of 1047 amino acids. Lineage: Eukaryota; Fungi; Chytridiomycota; Chytridiomycetes; Polychytriales.